Molecule: messenger RNA, 1285 nt
Organism: Pseudopodoces humilis (Tibetan ground-tit)
Lineage: Eukaryota; Metazoa; Chordata; Aves; Passeriformes; Paridae
Gene: BAG2
Product: BAG cochaperone 2
Biological process (GO): protein stabilization
Molecular function (GO): adenyl-nucleotide exchange factor activity; protein-folding chaperone binding
Source: RefSeq, a predicted model, not a curated record
GAGGCGGCGCCCGCGGGCCCGGCGCGGGGGCGGGGUGGCCGCGGGGGCCGGCGGCGGGGCGGCUCCUUCUUUGGCCAUGAGCGAGGUGCCGGCAUUCGGCCGCCGCCGCCGCCUGCGGGACGCGGGGAGGGAGCGGCCGCAGCGAGGUUCCGCUGGCGGCAGCGGCGGGUGGGAUGGCCCAGGCCAGGAUCAGCGCCAAGGCCAGCGAGGGGGCGCAGCAGCAGCCGCAGCAGCAGCAGCAGCAGUCGGCCGGGCAGCUCCGGGGCCGCUUCUACCGCUCCACCUCCAUGGCUGACCGCUCCAGCCGCCUGCUCGAGAACCUGGACCAGCUGGAGCUCAGGGUAGAGGCUUUCCGUGAUGCAGCAUCUGCUAUGGAGCAAGAGAAGGAAAUUCUGCUUGAAAUGAUCCACAAUAUACAGAACAGCCAGGAUAUGAGGCACAUCAGUGAAGGGGAGAGAGAAGAACUUAAUUUGACUGCUAAUCGCCUGAUGGGCCGAACCCUCACUGUGGAGGUUUCCGUAGAAACCAUCCGCAAUGCGCAGCAGCAGGAAUCCCUACUGCACGCCACCAAGAUGAUUGAUGAGAUUGUCAGUAAACUCCUUGAUGAUUUGGAAGAUGCCAAAAUGCGCUUAAUGUCACUCUACGGUGCAUGCACGUCUGACGUGCCAGCAGGACCCAUCGAUCAGAAAUUCCAGUCUGUGGUCAUCGGAUGUGCCAUUGAGGAUCAGAAGAAAAUCAAAAGGCGCCUAGAGACUCUGCUCAGAAACUUGGAAAAUUCUGAAAAGUCCAUCACAUUGUUGGAGCAUCAGAAAUCAUCUGUUCGGCAGUCUUGCAACAGCAAACAGGAUUAACAUAUCCUCCCGGCUACUUCUGGCAAACCACAGGAUGAGCAAGUGCCCAUAAAAAGCAUACAGAAGCCAAGAAAAGAAUUCUCUGUACGAGCACACACAUAUAUACACAUCCACACGCACCAACUUAUCUUUGAUUGCGAGGUGCAAGCAUUUAAUGGGUUUUGGUAGCAUUGGCAUUUUCUUUUGGCAAUAAGGAAUGCUAUCAGUUCUUCUGUAGAGUCGAUACUGCUCUAUUGCAAAUUGUAAUUGUGCUUCUGCUGAUCUGACAGAAACUGAAAAUCUAGCCUUUCCUCCAUUCUCCUGGGUUUUUGAAAACUAAAGUUGUUUUGUCCUAUCAUGAGAUUUCAGCUUUUCUCUGUUGUAUAAGUAGUAUGUGAGCCAGACUUCUGGGGACAAAAGACAAUUAUGGCAAUAAAUCAAAACAAAUUAAUAAA